Molecule: messenger RNA, 1002 nt
Organism: Lodderomyces parapsilosis
Lineage: Eukaryota; Fungi; Ascomycota; Pichiomycetes; Serinales; Debaryomycetaceae
Exons: 1
Coding region: 1-1002 (333 amino acids)
Biological process (GO): transmembrane transport
Source: RefSeq, a predicted model, not a curated record
AUGGAAGGACUCAAACUUCCCAUGGCGACAUUCUCGCCAUUAUACACUGACUUUAAACACUUUAUUAAAAAUGACUCAAACUCGUCGUUUCUCGCUGGUGGAAUAGCAGGAGCUGUUUCGAGAACGGUAGUAUCGCCAUUUGAGCGUGCUAAAAUUUUGUUGCAAUUACAGGGUCCUGGAGCGGACCAAGCCUAUCAAGGGAUGUUCCCCACAAUAGCAAGGAUGUAUCGUGAAGAAGGUUGGCGAGGGCUUUUCCGGGGCAAUACACUCAACUGCAUAAGAAUCUUUCCUUAUAGCGCCGUGCAAUUUGCAGUGUUUGAGAAUUGUAAGGACUUGAUUUUGAAGUAUAGGCGACAUCAGUAUCCAAAUGACUUGAGUGUGCAAAGAAACAAUGAAUUGAAUGGGUAUGAGAGAUUGUUUUCCGGUUCCAUUGCUGGGAUUGUGUCUGUUGCAGUAACUUAUCCAUUGGACUUGGUGCGAGCUAGAAUCACUGUGCAAACUGCAUCGUUAAAUAAGCUUGAUAAAGGUAAACUAGCCGAAGCGCCAACAGUCAUGCAAACAUUGAAAGAAGUUUACCAAAAUGAAGGUGGGUUCCUAGCUUUAUAUCGUGGUAUCAUCCCUACUACGUUAGGAGUUGCCCCAUACGUUGCCAUAAAUUUCGCAUUGUAUGAGAAACUCAGAGAGUAUAUGAACAAUUCACCAAGAGAUUUUUCAAACCCAAUAUGGAAGCUUUCAGCUGGUGCUUUCAGCAGUUUUGUUGGUGGUGUCUUGAUUUAUCCUUUGGAUGUGCUAAGAAAAAGGUAUCAGGUUGCAAGCAUGGCUGGAGGAGAAUUGGGGUUCCAGUAUAGGUCAGUGAGCCAUGCUCUAUACUCUAUCUUUAAAAAUGAAGGCUUUUUUGGAGCUUACAAGGGGUUGACGGCUAAUUUGUACAAAAUAGUUCCCUCCAUGGCUGUUAGUUGGUUAUGCUAUGAUACAAUUCGAGAUUGGAUAAAACAUUGGUAA